This is a messenger RNA of Mus musculus (house mouse), 5825 nucleotides long. RefSeq names its product interleukin 22 receptor, alpha 1 (gene Il22ra1). The transcript is spliced from 7 exons. The record is from RefSeq and is marked validated. The coding region runs from base 62 to 1807 and encodes 581 amino acids. Gene Ontology annotation, molecular function: cytokine receptor activity. Lineage: Eukaryota; Metazoa; Chordata; Mammalia; Rodentia; Muridae. Gene Ontology annotation, biological process: interleukin-22-mediated signaling pathway. Gene Ontology annotation, cellular component: plasma membrane; interleukin-20 receptor complex; signaling receptor complex.
ACACCCCAGCCUCUGUGCAGGGGUCCAGAGCCGAGGCCCGAAGGGGCCCUGGAGGGACCCAAUGAAGACACUACUGACCAUCCUGACGGUGGGAUCCCUGGCCGCUCACACCACUGUGGACACAUCCGGUCUCCUUCAACACGUGAAAUUCCAGUCCAGCAACUUUGAGAACAUCUUGACGUGGGAUGGUGGGCCCGCUAGCACCUCUGACACCGUCUACAGUGUGGAAUAUAAGAAAUACGGAGAGAGAAAGUGGCUGGCCAAGGCGGGCUGCCAGCGGAUCACCCAGAAGUUCUGCAACCUGACUAUGGAGACCCGCAACCACACUGAGUUUUACUACGCCAAGGUCACGGCGGUCAGCGCGGGAGGCCCACCAGUCACAAAGAUGACUGAUCGUUUCAGCUCGCUGCAGCACACUACCAUCAAACCGCCUGAUGUGACCUGUAUCCCCAAAGUGAGGUCCAUUCAGAUGCUGGUCCACCCCACACUCACACCGGUCCUCUCGGAAGAUGGCCACCAGCUAACCCUGGAGGAGAUUUUCCAUGACCUGUUCUACCGCUUAGAGCUCCACGUCAACCACACCUACCAGAUGCACCUUGAAGGCAAACAGAGAGAAUACGAGUUCCUUGGCCUGACUCCCGACACAGAGUUCCUCGGCUCCAUCACAAUUUUGACUCCGAUAUUGUCCAAGGAAAGUGCCCCCUACGUGUGCCGAGUGAAGACGCUGCCCGAUCGGACGUGGGCCUACUCCUUCUCGGGCGCCGUGCUCUUUUCCAUGGGUUUCCUCGUCGGCUUGCUCUGUUAUCUGGGCUACAAAUACAUCACCAAGCCACCUGUACCUCCUAACUCCCUGAACGUCCAACGUGUCCUGACCUUUCAACCCCUACGCUUCAUCCAAGAACACGUACUGAUCCCUGUCUUGGACCUCAGUGGCCCCAGCAGUCUGCCUCAGCCCAUCCAGUACUCCCAAGUGGUGGUGUCUGGGCCCAGGGAGCCUCCUGGAGCUGUGUGGCGGCAGAGCCUGUCUGACCUCACCUACGUAGGGCAGUCAGAUGUCUCCAUCCUGCAACCUACCAACGUGCCAGCUCAGCAGACACUGUCCCCACCAUCCUACGCUCCGAAGGCUGUCCCUGAGGUCCAGCCCCCUUCCUAUGCGCCUCAGGUAGCCUCGGAUGCCAAAGCUCUGUUCUACUCACCACAACAGGGGAUGAAGACCAGGCCUGCCACCUAUGACCCGCAGGACAUUCUGGACAGCUGCCCUGCUUCUUAUGCUGUGUGUGUGGAAGACUCUGGCAAAGACUCUACCCCAGGCAUCCUCUCCACUCCCAAAUACCUCAAGACAAAAGGUCAGCUCCAGGAAGACACACUUGUUAGAAGCUGUCUCCCAGGGGACCUUUCUCUACAGAAAGUCACCUCCUUAGGUGAAGGGGAGACACAGAGACCAAAAUCACUCCCCUCACCUCUGGGAUUUUGCACAGACAGAGGACCUGACCUUCACACACUGCGCAGUGAGGAACCAGAGACACCACGGUACCUGAAGGGGGCGCUGUCUCUCCUGUCCUCUGUGCAGAUCGAGGGCCACCCUGUCUCCCUCCCUUUGCACGUCCAUUCUGUCUCAUGUUCCCCCUCAGACGAGGGACCAAGUCCCUGGGGCCUGCUGGACUCCCUUGUGUGUCCAAAGGAUGAGGGUCCCGCGGUUGAGACUGAGGCCAUGUGCCCCAGUGCUGCAGCCUCUGAGCUGGAGCAGUCCACAGAACUGGACUCUCUUUUCAAAGGCUUGGCCCUGACUGUGCAGUGGGAAUCCUGAAGGGAGAUCGGAGCAAGCAGGCCUAAGUUUCCUUCUGCCCCACCCAGCUAACACACCCACACCCACUAAGUCACAGGUUCUAGGGCCCAGCCCCGGGUGGGUGCCCUCGAGAGAAUGAGAGGAAGAUUUGGGCCCCAUGUGGGAACACAAAUGUACGGUGAAGACUCUAGUGGAGAAGCUACAGGCAGGCGGCGUGUGCGAAUAGCCUGUGGCACAGGGCCCAGCAGGCAGGUCACACAGAGUGGGGUAAUGCAGGGAAAUCUGGAGAGCCACCCAGCUCCCUCAACCAAGAGUGAGGCAUUCACCAUCUCUGAAGGUUCUUGGACUGGAAGCUGGGGACCAAGUGUAACAGGCACUUCAGCCAAGGCCAGAGGCCACACAGCAGCAAGACUUGAGAGCAGAGUGCAGUGGAGGCUCACUCCCAGUCAGGGAACCUUUCUUUGCUCUACUGUGAGAGGCUUCACCCAGGAGUGACUCCUUAAUCCAUCAGGAGGUGAGGGGUGUUGCAUAAAGGUUUUCUGCAGUCAGGCGUCCAGAGAAAAGCAUUUGAAAGGAGCAUGGCGCCUUGGAAGCCAAAGGCUUUUGAAUCUCGGCUUGUCUGGGGUCACAUUCCAGCCUCUCUACCAUCUACAGGACUUCAAGCAAGUGAAGUGAGUGAGCUCAGACCUCAGCUUCUCCAUCAAUGAAAUGGGCGUCAUCACACUUACCUUCUGGGGUGGUGCCAAGGAUGGCAUUAAUGUCUGGGAAUUGCUUUGUAGCACCCAGCACAGGGCAGGCUCUUGGCUGCUGUCUCCUGCUGGGAUUUUUUUUUUUAAUCUGGAAACACGAGGAAUGCCUCCUUCUGUUCUCAAAUGGCUCAUGGGUGUUUUCUCAUGGAUUAGAGACUGUUGCAGGCAAGAACUGGAAUAUCUAGGGCAGACAUGAACAGUCUCUACAGAGCCUUCUGGAAACAGGCCCAGAGAAACAACGAAUGGCACAGAGCCUUCUCUUUGAGGUUGCAGGUAGAAGCUGUUUGGGCAGAGGCCAUCUCACCGGGCUUUCUCUGCAUGGAGGGAGCCCCAGGCCUCUGCUGUCUGCCCCACCUGGAGAUACAUCAUCAGCAUUCCACCACCCUGGCCCUCUGGCCCCUGCCUGCACACAGCAAGAAGAAGCCUUUACUCUCUGCUGUCAGGAAGCUGUGUCUGUCAUAUCACUCUCAGAUGGGCCUCACCAGGAGGAAGCCAAGGCCCGGGCCAAUGCAGGGCUCUGCUGUGGAGUCUACAACUCAAACACAGGGCCCUUGUGCCAAGGGCGGAUGCUCUCCGCCCUGUUUGAAUUCUUGGGGGCUGAGUUUGGCAGGACACAAAGUAAGGGGGCCCCAGUGGAGUUCCUGAGAGAUAGGUGCCCUCCGUAACACCUUCUUGCCCCAGAUUUCUGAGACACAACACCAGACUCCAUUUGCGUCAUCGCGGCCCUCCAGAGGUACACUGUGUCCUUCUGCCGUGCUCACCUGUGUUUCCCCUUCUUUUCCCCACCGGAUCCCCUUGAUGACACACGGUGACAGGUGGGUCUCUUAUCUACAUGUCAUUAAUAUUUAACCUCCCUCUAAGGUCAUUGACUCCAUAUCUCAGGCCAAAGGUUAACUGUCUUUACUUCCUUUACAAUCGAAUGGCUGGUCUUUUCUUGCCUGGUCAGUACAACCAGGGUUACAGAGCGCUUUUAUAGAAGGCCAUAAACUGGCUGUCAGCUCCCAGGGCUAUAAGUGUGGCAACCAUGGUAACAAUGAGGGAGAAGCUGGAGUGUCUGAGGAGGAGCCCUGCAGCCUCCUUCUGAGAGCCUCUCUCAGAGAGAUCACCACACACCUCCCUGGCAUCCCAGGCCCAUAGCUGGGCUGGAUCCUCCCUGCUACAAGACAAUCUGUCAAAGUCCCACCAGGGAUGGAUGGUAAGCUUGGCUUUUCUGAGAGCCUGACACUCUGACCCAGUAGCCUGAAAAGUCUCCAGCCCUGCCUGCUGUGCUCUGUCCCACCCAGGAGUCUCCAAGUCUCCUGUCUAACAAGGAAGGCCAGAGCCAGGGGUAAAAGAAUAGUGACCUUAGCAUCCCCCCAACUUUAUCCUCCAGGGAACGUUCCAAGUCCCUGGACCCCUGUCCAGCCAGAACUCACAAGCCCUGCACAGACAAGGAGAGCUGUGACUGCAGCCCAACAAAUAGUAGACUCACCUAAAACGGCAGAGUUUGGGGUUUGGGUUUGUUUUGUUUUGGUGAUGCAGUUGUCUGGUUUUCCAAGUGUGAAGAUGACAGUUUUGCAUCCAGAUGAUGCUUCAAGCCACAGAUGCCACUGAGCCUGCAGAUGCUCUGCUCUGUGAUAAAGCUUAAUCUAUAAACCAGGCAGGAAGGGACAAACAGACGCAUAACGGAACGGCAACUGUAGCAAGUGCAGUAAAGGUUACUUGAACACAAAUACUUAGGUACCAAAAACCAGUCUGACUGAAUGAUGUGGUGUGUAGCAUAUAGAGUGGACCACAGGACGAGGCUUGUGGCUGGAUAAAACAGGAUAGCAGCUGGGAUGGUCAUGGGGAGAGGUGGCCAUGGUAUGCGCGCACACACACACACACACACACACACACACACACACGCACGUGUGUGUGUGUGUGUGUGUGUGUGUGUGCGCGCGCGAGCGCUCACGUCUGUAUGUGAUGAGAAUCUGGUUUUUUUUAGAAACCCAGUUAUGUUAUGUGAAUGCGGUUUUGCUUUAAUCCUAGGCGUGGGAUAAGAGACUGCUUCGCAGCAGGUGACUAUGAUUUGCCUCAUGCUCUAGCAAGGGUGUGCUUUUGCCAGCAGCAGCUAGUUACUAUAAGUGUGUAAUGUUUGGAAUUCUGGAAACUUUUCAAGGGGGUAUAAAUGGCAGAGCCCUGAGCGGGGCUGAGCUCACUCUGAGGAGGCUGUUGCUCCCCACUGCUGCUGGCUCCUGUUGUGGUGGUUUGUCAAGUGGUUGGGAGCAAAGUGAAAAGAAGAAAUUGUAGAUAUCCUUACAAUGACAAAGACUGAACUUACCCCAAGGAACUCGACACCUUAAAUCAGCAGGAAGUAGUCGAAAAAGGUCAAGGUCCCCUUUCACCUUCUUUCUCUUCUACCUACUGGGGGGUUGGAAGGGAGUAAGGAGGAAUAAGGGUGGUAGAUAUAAGGACUCAAUAAAGUAGCACAAAAAGUACACCAAUGUGUGCUCACAUUCGUGUGUGUGUGUGUGUGUGUGUGUGUGUGUGUAUUUGUGUGUGUAUAUGCACAUGCAACUGUGAGAACGCCAGAAGUCAACAUCAGUGUUCUUCAAUCACACCCUACCUUACUUUCUGAGAGUCUCUCAUUGAAUGUGGAGCUCUCUGAUUGGCUAAACUGGCUGACCAUCAAGAUCCCAGAAUCAUCCUGUGUCUGCCUCCCAGUGCUGGAAUCACAGCCACAUGCCCGGCUCAGGUCCUCAAGAUUGCUCUACAAGCAGUUUACCCACUGGACCGUCUCUGGAGCCCUCAGAUGCUGAAACUUAACCGCUAACAUGCCUGGGUCAAGGGCUGGGGUCUUUACUGCCUAAUUAGAUCAUGAUGAGGGGUUGGUGGGUGUGUCCUAACCUCUUUGGCUCUUCUGUCACACAAAAACACAACCAGAACUAUCUGAGAUAUGGUGUGCUGGUUAGUUGUAUGUCAACUUGACACAAACUAAAGUCAUCUGAGAGGAGGGAGCCUCAACUGAGGAGAUGCCUCUGUAAAAUCAGACUGUAGGCAAAGCUAUAGGGCAUUUUCUUAAUUAGUGGUUGAUAGGGGAGGACCCAGCCCACUGUGGGUGGGGCCAUCCUAAGCUAGUGGUCUUGGGUUAUAUAAAAAAGCAGGCUGGGCAAACCAUGAGAAGCAAGCCAGUAAGCAGCACUCCUCCAUGGCCUCUGCAUCAGCUCGUGCCUCCUGAUUCAUGCCCUGUUUGAGUUCCUGUCCUGGUUUCUUUCCAUGAUGGACCAUGAUGUGGAAGUGUAAACUGAAUAAACCCUUUCCUCUCC